AUGGCUUCUCCUUCCGCGCCAGCCGUAGAGAACGCCGGCGCAAGCGACGCAGAGCAAGCCGCGCCGGCCACCCUCACUCGACGCGACAGCACUUCCCAGCGGAGCGACAAUUCACAGACUGCAGCCGAUAUUCUUCGGGAGCAGGAGCAGCUUGAAGCUGAUGCGCGCGAAGCUCUGCCAUAUAGCAUCUCGAACUGCACCAAGGACCUUGGGGCGCUCCGUCAGAACGUGUACUCCUGCCUCACCUGCAACCCUCUGCCCGCCAACCCGACCGAUUCAUACAAUGCCGCAGGAAUCUGCUACGCGUGCUCGGUACAAUGUCACGGCGAACACCAGCUCGUCGAGAUCUUUGCCAAGCGCAACUUCACCUGCGACUGUGGCACGACACGUCUGCCUGCGACCAGCCCUUGCACCCUGCGCUUGAAUCCUACGACCAACGCCAAAGGUGACGUCCACUCCGAGGAGCCGGCUGCCAACAACAAAUACAACCAGAACUUCCGCAACAGGUUCUGUGUUUGCGAGUGCGACUACGACCCAUUCCAACAGAAAGGGACUAUGUACCAAUGCUUGGGGUUGGGUACACACGAGACGGGAGGUUGUGGCGAGGAUUGGUAUCAUCCCGGUUGCGUCAUGGGUCUCGGACCUAGGUGGUACGAGAAGAUGGAGGGGAAGAAACCUCAACAGGCCGCGGGCUCUCAGGGUGGCGCGCUGCCUUCAAUAUCGGAGGCGGCUGAAACAGAAGGUCAGAGAGGAGCUGAUGCGCCGACGGUCACGGCCAACGAAACCGGAGACGACGAUGAGGAGGAAACACCGAACCCUACCGGAUUCCCCGCUGAUGAGGACUUUGAGAGUUUCAUCUGCUUCAAAUGUGUCGAAACCGCACCUUGGAUCAAGCGCUACGCAGGCACUCCACGGUUCCUCCUCCCGGUCCACUAUAGGCCCGAGGGUGAUAUCGGACAAGACCCAUCCUCGGAGGGCGCUCCUGAGGACUUGGGCAAGAAGCGCAAGGCUGAAGACGAUUCUGAGGAUUCACAAGAGUCAAAGAGGCUCAAGGCCGAGCCGGAGGCCAUCAGCAACGCUGUUGCUGAACUUAAAACCGAAGAUGGUAGCACGAUUGUGACAGAAUCGGGAGUCAACACCGAGACAGAGCCUUGCAAGUAUGACACCUUGCCUUCAGCACCAGAGGGAACAUUUUCUUUGUUCUGCGCCGAGUCGUUUCGGGAUCGCCUCUGCAGAUGCGCCAAAUGCUUCCCCAACCUCGCACCACACCCACAGCUCCUCGAGGAGGAGGAAGUGUACGAGCCUCCCGUUUCCGAGGAUGGCUCCGAGAACGGUGGCUCGACCCACGGCAGUGGCAGCCUAUACGAGCGGGGCGAGAGUGCCCUACGCAACGUGGAUCGGGUGCGCGCCAUCGAGGGCGUCAUGGCCUACAACCAGCUCAAGGACAAGCUGAAGCCCUUCUUUCAGCAGUUUGCGGACAGUGGGCAGGCCAUCAGCGCCGACGACAUCAAAGAGUACUUUGCGAAGCUGCGUGGUGACGACGAGGCGAUCAAAGAGGCGGGCGAGUCUGCAAAGUCAGACCAUCGGCACGAGCAGGCUGGUUAUUGA
Messenger RNA from Diaporthe citri, 1608 nucleotides. RefSeq lists its product as uncharacterized. The transcript has 3 exons. Gene Ontology annotation, molecular function: ubiquitin protein ligase activity; zinc ion binding. The record is from RefSeq and is a predicted model, not a curated record. The coding region runs from base 1 to 1608 and encodes 535 amino acids. Gene Ontology annotation, cellular component: cytoplasm. Lineage: Eukaryota; Fungi; Ascomycota; Sordariomycetes; Diaporthales; Diaporthaceae.